GAAAACCUAUUCAAACCACACCCUCAAUUUUGAGGACACGUGUAUCAAAAUGGGUAGAGUUAAGGAUUUUAAACUGUUGGGAAAGAAAGGCCCUGGAAGGAAAGCAAGGAAACAAGGCGACCCGACUAUACCUGCUGCCCUUAGGGAAGACAAAAAGAUAGACAAAGUCAAAAAGAAAUUAGGAGGAAGGAUAAGACAGCGUACCAAGAAGAGACUAUUGAAUCUAGCUGUUGCUGCUUCGACUCGAGUCACUAAAACUAAAUCAAAGUCUAAGAAGGACAGUGCAGGAGAGACUACCAGUGAAAGUGAACAUGAAGAAGGUCGAGAUGAUGAUGAGAUGGAAGUAAUACCCCAGCCCUCAGUCUCUGAUGAUGAGGAUGACUCCAUUGGAGAAGAAGCUGAUGAUUUCUGUAGUGACGAUGAAGAGCUAGUGGAACUACCGAUCGAGAAGAAGAGCCGCAAACGGGACAAAAAACUCAAGAAAGAGAAAGAGGAAUCAAAGAAAGAAUUCACCCAACAAAUGGCUGGUCAUGAGGUCUUUGAGCUACCUGACAUUGAGUCCAUUUCAAACGAACCUCAGGACCUCCCUACUGUGUCACAGCGCCUCAGGGAAGUGCUUCAUGUUCUUGCAAACUUUAAGGAUUUACGUGAGCCAGGUCGGAAACGAAAGGAAUACGUGACCCUCCUGGAGCAUGAUCUGAAAGUCUACUAUGGCUACAACGAGUACCUGAUAGACAAGAUUAUCCAGCUCAUCCCUCACUCUGAGUUAUUAGAGUUCCUCGAUGCGUGCGAGACCCCACGACCCGUUACCAUACGGACCAACACACUCAAAACUAGGCGUAGGGACCUAGCUGGAGCGCUCAUCAGUCGCGGAGUCAAUCUUGACCCAAUUGGAGACUGGUCAAAAGUGGGACUGGUCAUAUACGAUAGUCAAGUACCUAUAGGAGCCACGCCCGAGUAUCUAUCAGGGAAAUACAUGAUGCAAGGAGCCUCCUCACUACUGCCUGUCAUGGCACUAGCUCCACAAGUAAACGAGAGGAUUCUUGACAUGUGUGCUGCCCCGGGUGGUAAAGCAACUUACAUUGCCGCCCUCAUGAAGAACACAGGUCUGCUUGUAUGCAACGACUACAAGAAGGAGCGUUGUAAGAGCCUCAUUGCUAAUAUAUACCGCAUGGGGGUACAGAAUACCAUCGUGUGUAAUUACGACGGAAGGAAGUUCACUAAAGUGAUGAGCGGGUUUGAUCGUAUCUUGCUAGAUGCUCCCUGUAGUGGUACUGGAGUUAUAGCAAAGGACCAAUCAGUCAAGACUAGUAAGUCUGAAGUGGCUAUUGAGCGUUGCUCACACAUGCAAAAGGAGCUUAUACUCGAAGCAAUUGAUGCAUUGAAUGCCAGUUCAUCGACUGGUGGGUAUCUGGUGUACUCAACUUGUUCUGUACUAGUGGAAGAGAAUGAAGGUGUCAUUGAUUAUGCUCUUUCAAGGCGUAAUGUCAAGGUUGUUGACACUGGUUUGAAUUUCGGUGUGUCUGGUUUCACGCGCUUUCGGGAAAAGAGGUUUCAUCCUUCGCUGUCACUGACGAAAAGGUUCUAUCCUCAUACGCACAACAUGGAUGGGUUUUUUGUUGCCAAAUUGAAGAAAUUUCCUCAGAAGUCGACAAUCGUUGGUAGCAAGCAACAGCCAGCAGAAGAAGAAGAAAAAGAAGAGGACGAAGAAACUUGAAUAUAUAUUGAGUAUUGGUUAAUUUAGCUCUGUAAAAUAAUUUUAAAAUUAAUUUUAUUAUACUAGUAAAAUAUUUGUUAACUACA
This is a messenger RNA of Amphimedon queenslandica, 1803 nucleotides long. RefSeq names its product probable 28S rRNA (cytosine(4447)-C(5))-methyltransferase. Gene Ontology annotation, cellular component: nucleolus. The coding region runs from base 50 to 1717 and encodes 555 amino acids. Gene Ontology annotation, biological process: maturation of LSU-rRNA; rRNA base methylation. Gene Ontology annotation, molecular function: rRNA (cytosine-C5-)-methyltransferase activity; RNA binding. The transcript is spliced from 2 exons. NCBI's taxonomy places the organism in Eukaryota, Metazoa, Porifera, Demospongiae, Haplosclerida, Niphatidae. The record is from RefSeq and is a predicted model, not a curated record.